UGUGGCAGGAACUAAUAAUUCAUAACGGUUUUAAUUUGUCAUAAACGGAUGUUUGUAUCACGCUUGUCGCCGGUUCGACAAGUCCCGUCCCCAAGGGAAGCAGCGGGACAGAGAUAAUAUACCUUAAAGUUUAUUUACGAUGGCGCCUUCUCCUUCUUCUUUAGCAGGGUCUUGCAAGGAUGAUAUUCAGCACAUUUCCAUUCCCUCUGUCAGCAAAAUUAUAAGGCAAAUUUCUACCAGUGGAAUAGCUGUUGCCGUAGCAACUGCAGUCACGCAUCCCAUAGAUGUUUACGGUUCAUGCAAGGUUGAUGGUGGGGGAUCUAGCAACUACCUACACAAUUCAAUCAUAGGAUGUUGUCAAAGUUCGCCUGCAGAUGGAAUACGUUGGCCAGCGAGGUCCACUGACUGGAAUGGCUUGGCACCUGCCCUUUUGAGAUCUUUUGUUUACGGCGGUUUGCGGCUGGGUUUGUAUGAACCAUGCAAGUAUGUCAGUGAUGCUGCUUUUGGGUAUACAGGUAUAAUGACAAAUUUUGCAUCAGGGGCAUUCUCUGGUGCUCUAGCUACCGCUCUGACAAAUCCUACAGAGAUUUUGAAGAUUCGUUUACAAAUGAAAAAGGGAUCUGGAAGCAAAGGAUCAGUUCAUGAAUUGUCUCACAUUGUUGCAACAGAGGGAAUCACUGGUCUUUGGAAAGGGGUGGGUCCGGCAAUGACAAGAGCUGCUGCAUUAACAGCAUCACAACUAGCAACAUAUGAUGAAUCCAAGCAGGUUUUAACACGAUGGACAUCUCUUAAAGAAGGAUUCUUUCUACAUCUCAGUGCAAGUACAAUAGCAGGCAUCAUGGGAACUUUAGCAACCGCACCGAUUGAUACAAUCAAAACUCGACUUAUGAUGCAGAGAGAGUCUGCCCGAAUUGGAAUCUAUAAGAAUGGGUUCCAUUGUGCAUACAAGGUGAUGCUGAGUGAGGGCCUGCAAGGACUUUACAAAGGGGGUACUGCAUUGUUUGCAAGAUUGGGCCCGCAGACUGCAAUUACCUUUCUUGUGUAUGAGAAGAUGCGGGAGUUUACUGGGAUGAAAGCUUUGUGACAUUCUUCUUAAGUAAAAAUUAUUGCUGUAGGCUGGAACAAAAGGCUUGUUGCAUCAAACAUCAACAGUAAGAGUCUAAGUGUCUUUUCUUAAAAUUGGAUAAAACAUAACCUAUUCCUUAUUUUUUAUGUAAUAUUUAUUUCAUCAAUCACAAAGUUCUGUAUUCUUUCCUAGUUCUCCUUCAAGAAGAGACUGAACUAAAUUCGAAUUUCCUUCUUGCGGUAUGGGACAACUUGCCUUUUCUGAAUCAAAUUGUAUCAACUCUUGCCGAGUAGGAUUUGUAACAUUAUAAAUGAAGCAUCAACCUCCAUUAUUAUCA
This is a messenger RNA of Cryptomeria japonica (Japanese cedar), 1403 nucleotides long. RefSeq lists its product as uncharacterized. Lineage: Eukaryota; Viridiplantae; Streptophyta; Pinopsida; Cupressales; Cupressaceae. The transcript is spliced from 10 exons. Bases 140 to 1084 code for a protein of 314 amino acids. The record is from RefSeq and is a predicted model, not a curated record.